UAGCGCAGGGCUGUGAGUAUACAUUUAUCCUGUUAUCAGCAGGGAACGCUGCUGGCUCCUCUGGAGGUUCUAGGGGUGGAGAAGACCUCACAGAGAAAGCCAUGCCGCUGCAGCACCGGGAAUCAGAGUGGUCCAAAGCGUAGGCGGAACAAUGGACGCCAGCCAAUCAGAUGAGCGAGACUGUUAGAGGGAACGUUGAUAUUUUAUGAGUGUGUGUCCUGGAGAUGCAAAGAAUCCCUAAACUUCUGGAACUCAUCUAGAGGAGCGCCGGGACCCUGGAACCCCAUGCAAUCAGCUGCUGCUCUACCCACGCUGUGCCGCUGACACGGGGGAUCAUUGGAUUUGCUACAUUGCGACUGAAUCGCUGCGGCCAUCAAGAUGAGGCACUUGGGGAAAGUUGCCCUAGUCUCCCUGCUGGAUCACAUCUGGACUGGGAUCGUUCUGUACAGUGUGACCUUAAAACCUGCUGAAAGUUACAAUAUAGAUGAAUCAAGCCCAAUAGUUUUUAAAGGGUCGCCCGGCUCACUGUUUGGCUUCUCGGUGGUUCUGCACAGCAAUGGGGAUGGCAACUGGAUUGUAGCUGGUGCCCCUCAGUCCAGUUGGACUACAAAAAAUGUGAGCAAUCCUGGCGCUAUCAUAAAAUGCAGAAUUGAUCAAAACCCAAAUAGGACGUGUGAUGGGCUGGAACUGGGGCAUCCAAAUGGAGCUAAAUGUGGCAAGACCUGUAAGGAAGAGCAAGAUAACCAGUGGCUGGGUGUGAGUUUAUCUAGACAGUCAACAAAAGAUGGACAGCUAUUGGCAUGUGGUCACAGGUGGAAGAAUAUACAUUUCAGUGACCACAAGCUUCCUUAUGGUGUAUGCUAUGGGAUUCCUGCUGAUUUCCGAACUGAGCUGAGCAAGAGGAUUUGCCCGUGUUAUAAAGAUCAUGUUCGAAAGUUUGGGGAUAAUUAUGGUUCUUGCCAAGCUGGAAUUUCUACCUUCUAUGUAGAGGAUGUAAUCGUUAUGGGGGCUCCUGGAUCAUUCUACUGGACAGGUUCUAUAUUUGUUUACAAUACUACUGAGAACACAUACAAGUCUUAUGUGGAUUUAAACAACGUUGUGAAAUUUGGGAGCUAUUUAGGGUACUCCGUUGGAGCUGGCCAUUUUCGAACCCCAACCAGUUAUGAAGUUAUCGGAGGAGCCCCACAACAGGAACAGACUGGUAAAGCAUACAUAUUCACUUACGAUGAAAAACAACUGACUAUUUUAUUUGAAGCCGGAGGUAAAAAGCUUGGCUCCUACUUUGGGGCUGCAGUGUGCGCUGCAGAUUUGAAUGGAGAUGGACUGUCAGACCUGUUGGUGGGAGCACCCAUGCAAAGUACCAUUCGAGAGGAAGGGAGGGUUUUUGUCUACAUGAACACUGGUGGUGGAGCAAUGGAAGAAUUUGAGUUGGAGCUUUCGGGCAGUGACUUAUAUGCAGCAAGAUUUGGGGAAACCAUCGCUAAUCUGGGGGACAUCGAUAAUGACGGCUUUGAAGAUGUGGCCAUAGGAGCACCGCAAGAAGGGGACCUUGAAGGAGCAGUAUAUAUCUAUAACGGAAGAGAGAAAGGAAUAACGCCUUCAUUUUCCCAGAGAUUACAGGGAAGUAAAUUUGGGUAUGGAUUGCGCAUGUUUGGACAGUCAGUUUCCAAUGUAAUGGAUAUAGAUGGCAACGGAUAUCAAGAUGUAGCCAUUGGUGCUUUCCUGUCUGACUCUGCUGUGCUGCUCCGAACCAGACCAGUGAUCAUUAUUGAUGCAUCGCUUAAGUUGCCGAGCACUGUGAAUAAGACAAAGUUUGAAUGUUUGGAAAACGGAGUUGCGGCUGUGUGCAUGAACGUCACUAUUUGCUUUGCCUAUCAAGGACUCGAUGUACCAGGUUACAUGGUUAUUUACUAUAAUAUCACAUCGGAUGUAAGGAGAAAAAGCGGUACUCCUGCGCGAUUCUACUUUGUUUCCAACGGAACCUCAGAUGUGAUAUGGGGGGCAAUAAACAUUCGCCAAAAGUCUGGCAAUUGUAAGACUCACCAAGCAUUCAUUAGAAAGGACACAAGGGAUAUCUUUACUCCCAUACACAUGGACUCAUCCUAUUAUCUGGGGAAACACAUUGUAAGUAAAAGGAGUGCAGAUGAUUUCCAGCCUCUUCAGCCAGUUCUGCAGCAGAAAGAAGGGAAAGGAAAUGUCAUAACAAAUAAGGUUAAUUUUGCAAGGUACUGCAAUUUGCCUAACUGUUCAGCAGAUUUACAGAUAACUGGAAAACUCUCUUUCCCCAAGCCAUUUGAAAGCAAAACUUACCUUGCCGUGGGUGGUAUGAAGAACUUAAUGAUAAAUAUUACCCUCUUUAAUGGAGGAGAUGAUGCAUUUCAGACUGUUCUUCAGCUGAGACUCCCAAAAGGACUUUACUUUGUCAAAGUUUUUGAUCUGCUUGAGAAAGAGAUCAGCUGUGCAGUGAAUAAAGAGGAAAAUGAGGAGACAAGGCUUAACUGCAGCGUUGGCCAUUUCUUUGUUGAUGGAUUUUCAAAGCAAGAAUUCUCAUUUCUUCUGGAUUCCAGUGCACUUACUAGAGCAGAAGAGGACCUGGUCAUUAAUGCAACUGUGGCCUGUGAAAAUGAAUUAACCCAAGACACUAUGAAGAAUAAUGAAGUCAGUUUCAUUGUACCGACCAGAUAUGAGAUCAAUCUCAACGUACUGGGAACUGUUUCUCCAUUUUCUUUUGUCUUUGGGCCUCCUGAAGAUGAACCAGAUGGCUCUUGUAUAAUGGAAAACAUAGAGUUCACUUUCAAUGUCAUCAAUGCUGGAUCAAGUUUGGUUCCGGCUGCAAAGCUUCAGAUAUCGUUGCCUAACACUUUUGCGCCUAAUGACAUAAAGCUGUUUAAUAUUUUAGCUGUAAAGACAACAGUUGGCAAGUGCUAUUUUGACAACUCUACACGGGACUGUGAAACACCAAAAAACACUCGAUCAAAAGUUGGCGAUCUAUUUGCAUUUUUUUCAAGACCAGACAAAAGAUGGUUGUACUGCGUAAAAGAUGACCCUUCUUGCCUACAAAUUCUUUGCCUGUUUGGAGACAUGGAAAGGGAAAGCAAGGCCACUGUGGAAGUGCAACUUGAAAUCAGUCAUUCAUAUCUAGAAACAGAUGAAGCUAUGCUAAUACAGUUUUUUACAGCAGCUCAAGCAGGCUUUGACAGCCCUAAGAUUAUCAACCUUAACCAGGAUCAUCAUACAUAUGUUGUGUUGGAAGCACUACAUAAUCUGAAGCCCAAAAAGCAUGUCAUCUGUAUGAUCAUUGGGAUUAGUUUACUAAUAGGAAUUCUUUUAUUUUCCUUAUUGACAUAUAUUUUAUGGAAGGUCGGUUUCUUUAAAAGAAAAUAUCAGCCCAUUAGCACAGAAGAGACAAGUAGAAGAGAAAGUUGGAACUAUGUAAACAAAGAUGAAAAAGAAGUAAAAUAAGAUAGAUAUAUUUAGAUAUUUAUCGAUGAAAAUGUGGAUUGAUGAAUCAAGAGAAUUAUUGAGGAUUUAAAGGAAAGUACUGCCCAUUUCAGAGGUUAUUUAUGAAGGACCGGCUUGUUCUCGAGGAUGUGUUUCUUUUUUAGAUGAAAAUGCACAAUUACCUCUAAAAUAAUACGUGUAUACAUGGAACCAAGGGAUCUCAGGAAUUUUAUGACAAUACAUUCUUCGAAGAACUUAUGAAUUGAAGAGUAUUUGUAUGAGACUUGGAGAUAUUUGAUACUAGGGAGGUUCCCAAGAACCCACGGAGAAAUAAAGACAACUACUUCCUCAAUGUUCUUACAGUUCAAAUGCUGAUUGAAAACAAUUUACCAAAUCAUUUUUUUGGUUCUUCGACUAUACCAGCACUGUCCACGGUCAUACAACCAGAUGGCUACUGAUUUCAGGUUUCUUGUCCAAAAAGUGAAGAUUGUCACUUGAUGGAUCCUGCAGGGACUUCACGCCAUCUGCAGCCUUUCUAGGCCUUGAGCUUCUUAGUUCCAGCAUUACUAGGUCAGUCCAUGAAAGUUACAUUAUAGAACAGAUUUACAUCUUGAUUAUAGAGUUUUCUUUAGUGAUUGUUGCAUGACCUAAAUAUAGCAGUUUAAUGUAAUGGUCUUUAAGAUUGAAAUAAGAAAUUCAAGUAGGGACUGAAUACAUAUCACACUGGUAUAUUCCAUGUCUUUUACACUUUUGGGCAAUGAUAACUCACUCUUGCAAAUGGUUUUGCCUGCACUUUUUGAUGAACAAAGCUCAUCUGCUAAUAGCAAUCCAAAAUGGCCAGUUUGGUCUAUGACUUUUACAUCUUGAGUCAUUAUUAUAUUGUGCAUUGUACAGGAAGGUAAUGUGUUUAUAUAUUUUACCACUGCAUGUAGCAAUGAACAAAGAAAGAAAGAAAAAGCAUUACAUAUGUAACUUGAUGGCAUCAGCAUUCAACAUGAUUAUAGCAUUACUAGAUCCAGGUUGGCAUUACAUACCUUCAGAUCAGUUAGUACCAAGUAUGUGUACAAAAAAAGCCAUGCAAUGUUCUUUAAAUAAGAACAAGACUCUGUAGCUUGCUAACUUUUUAAAUUUUCCCAAAUUGAAGAGCUCAUCACUGAAUAAUCAGAAUAAAAUAACCCAUCUCCAUAUCAGGUAUAAUAAGUCGCUGCCCAGUGUUGUUAUUGGCAUAUACAUAGGAGUCCUAAAAACAAUUAUGUGAAAACCAAUAAGCAUUUUUGUUAUACUUAGCAAAAAACAAGGUAUGAUGGAGUGAGAAAGUAUUAUUUAUGGAGUCUAGAAUUAAAUCUUGGGAGAUAUAAAAUUACUGGAGUUCAAGGUAUUGUGUGAAUAUCAGUGGCAGGUCUUGCAUGAAUCCUCUACCUUAUUAUGGCUUUAUCUUAGAAGGUACAUCAGCUAGACCAGGACUGUCCAACUGGAGCUCUGCAGGUCAGAUGUGUCCCUCCAGUAGAUUUUUAUUGCCCCAAGUCUACUCAAGAGACGUCUUUAUAUGAUAUUAUUUUUACAUAUAUCUGCCCCUAUCAGACAGCUACCUGUACAAUAUUGCACAGCACUGAACUAGACAUUAUCCUGAUGUUUUUAAAGCCCUGGGAAAACAGGGUUUAGAAAAUCUUGCCAAAAUAUUUAUUUCAGAGAACAAACAAAAAUCUAUUUCUACUCCCACAUAAAUGUAACUGCUGAUUUAUUUUGUUUUUGUAAAAUAGUUGUAAAAUAAUACCUAAGAAAAAAACCUGAAAAUGAAGAUUUUUUAAAUAAUUGGAAUGUAUUAUUGCUUGGGGUAAAAAGGCAAAAUGUGGUAUUUUAAGAAAUUAUAUAAAAAAAAAUCCAUUAGAUUAUAUUUUUGCUGUCUGUAUAAUAUAAUGUCCUUCAGCUCACUAAAGUAUUAUCUUUGGGCUUUCACUUUGUAUUGCCUUAAGUAUGUGGUAUUAUGUGCACAGAAGAUGUGUGCCAAUUUGCACAAGGUCAGCAGCAAUGGGGGGAGGUUGGGGAGCACUGGGUAAAUGUUGAUAUACUGUAUGUACAGAAAUGUUGCAUACCAAUUGGAACAUUUGAAAUGGAAUUAUCAGAAAUAUAAUAAAAAAAUUAAAACAA
Molecule: messenger RNA, 5589 nt
Organism: Xenopus laevis (African clawed frog)
Lineage: Eukaryota; Metazoa; Chordata; Amphibia; Anura; Pipidae
Gene: itga4.L
Product: integrin subunit alpha 4 L homeolog
Exons: 28
Coding region: 379-3462 (1027 amino acids)
Biological process (GO): cell adhesion mediated by integrin; integrin-mediated signaling pathway; cell adhesion
Cellular component (GO): integrin complex; membrane; external side of plasma membrane
Molecular function (GO): integrin binding
Source: RefSeq, a predicted model, not a curated record